Messenger RNA from Chelonoidis abingdonii (Abingdon island giant tortoise), 2334 nucleotides. RefSeq names its product high mobility group AT-hook 2 (gene HMGA2). The record is from RefSeq and is a predicted model, not a curated record. Gene Ontology annotation, cellular component: nucleus; chromatin. Gene Ontology annotation, biological process: regulation of DNA-templated transcription. NCBI's taxonomy places the organism in Eukaryota, Metazoa, Chordata, Testudines, Testudinidae. Gene Ontology annotation, molecular function: transcription coregulator activity; DNA binding.
GGUGCUCGGAGCGAUUGUUCCCGGCUGAGCAGCGGCAGCGGCAGGAUGAGCACGCGAGGGGAAGGAGCCGGCCAGCCUUCCACUUCCACUGCUGCCCAGGAGCAACCUGCAGCCGCAGCGCCGCAGAAGAGAGGACGGGGCAGACCCAGGAAGCAGCCACAAGAACCAACUGGAGAACCAUCUCCUAAAAGACCAAGAGGAAGGCCAAGAGGAAGCAAAAACAAGAGUCCCUCUAAAGCAGCUCAGAAGAAAGCAGAAGCCACUGGAGAAAAACGACCCAGAGGCCGGCCCAGAAAAUGGCCGCAACAAGUGGUUCAGAAGAAGCCUGCUCAGGAAGAGACUGAAGAAACUGAAGAGACGUCCUCACAAGAAUCUGCAGAGGAAGACUAGGAGACCACACCAUUUGAUUUCUACCUCAUCAGCAGUUGGGUCUUUUGAAGGGAGAAGACACUGCCUUGACCACUUAUUUUCUAUGCCAUGGUCUUUCCACUUAUGCCUGGGGGAAAAAAAUCACAUAACCUUAAAAAAGACUAUAUUAAUCACCUUCUUUGUAAUCCCUUCACAGUCCCAGGUUUAGUGAAAAACUGCUGUAACACAAAGGGGACACAGAUUACCGAUGCAACUUUUAAUUACUGUUUUCUUUUUUCUUAACCUACUAAUAGUUUGUUUGAGCUGCUAAGUAAGGGUGACUGGGUCAGGAAAGCUUUGAAUCAGAUUUAAGUCAUUCACUGCACUGCAUAUAAACAAGAGACUUGUAACAUAAUUAUAACGGGCAUUGAAAUAGGAAAGGCUUGGUGUGUAACAUCAUUGGCCUUACAACACCUCCAAGAACCCACUCUCUAGCUUAGUAAACUCCCUGUUUAGAACACCAAAGAUAAGGGAUAGAUACUACUCUUUUUUUUGUAACCUUGUAGAUUUGUACUUGAUUUUUUUAAAAACUUACUGUUAUUUCAGGAAGAAUUGAGAGCUGAUUUUUCACUUAAUUCAGCCGAUAAUCAAAAGAAAGGAAAAAUAGGUACUUUCAUUUUUCAAAAGGGAUGACAAAGAUACGUUGUAUACUUACAGAUACAAACAUAUCAGCAGAAGUAGUAAUAAAUUAAACUCACAGCACUCAUCUUCAGAAAACUAGAAAUUCAGGUAGACUCAGCUUUCCGCAGAGCCAGACAUUUUUUACAAAACUAGAGGUGACUAACACCAAAACACUCUCAAGCCAUAUAAAGACAUAGAUUUAUCAAUUACAGUGGUUUCGGAGGAAAAAAUCAUGAAAAGGUAUCCCAGAACAAAUCAGGAACUUAUCUGAACCAAGAAAAAAAUGUUUUGUUUGACCUCACCUAAUUUUACCCAUCAUGUAUCAAUAUUUCAGAGGGAAUGAAUCUCUUCUCAUUACUCACCAGUUUUGAUGUAAGAAUCAACAUCAUGUACCUCAAGUGAGCUUACGUAUUACUUUAAGCAAUAUACUUUGACAUAGGAUGGUUCGCUGGGCAGUUUUACUGCAGUGACAUUUCUCCAUCUUUUCCACUCAAAACAGCACUUUUAGCAACAGAUGCAAUAUUACCCCACUAUUCAAUACUACCUCUGAUUUUUACUUUUAACUCAACAGCCUGAUAAAUACAUGCUGCUAUACACAUACAAUGCAGGAAAUUAUUAUUGGGUAGAUAAUCAUGAAUAUCUCUAUUUUCUCCUUAUUUUUUUUCUUCAACACUUAAUGACGCAAUAUUUUUAAUGUGUUUCAGCAUGACUAUGUAUUUUUCUUUUUUUUAAUGUACUUAUUCCUAUUCUCUGCUAGAUUUCUGUGUAAUGUACUGUUAACUUGAAUAUAUUUUUGUACUGAAUACUCAUAGGUUUGUAAGGAUAAUUUUCAAUGACACUACAUGACAUAGAAAAAAAUUAGUUGUAAUGUUUAAAUAUUACUGUCCAAGUUUGUACCUCAAAUGAAUUGUUUAAAGAAAUGGACUAAUCGAUUGACAAAGACCUACCUCCAGACUUUAAAUGGAAUGAACUUGUUACUUUCAGCAUUAGUUUGAGAUGUUUGAAACAGUUAGGACUGCAACUAAUCCCUAAUUCAAAACUUUUUUGUAAAAGAACUUUGCUGGAAAUGAACACAUAUUAAAUUACUUUCAUAUUAAAAACAAAAAAAACCUUCAAAGAAACUUGAAGCUUUGUAGGUGGGAAGCAACAAGCUCAGCUUUUGCAUAAUGCAAUCACAAAUAUGUGUUUUUUAAAAAAAAAAAAUUAUUAGAUUGUAAGGAAAUACUUGACAAGUAUUUUCAUGUAUUUUACACAAAUGUGAUUUUUGUAAUGUUUCAAACCUGAUUUAUUUUAAAUGCUUCUUAU